Mesoplodon densirostris (Blainville's beaked whale) is the source of this 1491-nucleotide messenger RNA. It is a transcript of the gene AJAP1, whose product is annotated as adherens junctions associated protein 1. The coding region runs from base 1 to 1491 and encodes 496 amino acids. Lineage: Eukaryota; Metazoa; Chordata; Mammalia; Artiodactyla; Ziphiidae. Gene Ontology annotation, cellular component: adherens junction; plasma membrane; cell-cell contact zone. The transcript has 9 exons. Gene Ontology annotation, molecular function: beta-catenin binding. The record is from RefSeq and is a predicted model, not a curated record.
AUGGCUGAUGGCACCGUGGAUGCCUUCCUGGGGGAGAGGAUCUCGAAGCUGGCCUGGUCCCUGCACCACGCGGGGCUGGCCGUGCAGAGAAAUCGCACACCGGCAGCCUCUUGCCUCGCUGCCCUCGCCAGGCCGUGCGGGGGCGCCGACCCCAGCCUCCCCGCGCUGAGGAGCGUGUCUUUUCCUGAGCGAGAUCCAGAGGAGGCCACAGACCAGCAGCUUUCCCCGUCCGGCCAUGUGCAGGCAAGCUCCUUGGAGGUGAAGCCGGGUCCUGAGCGCAUGUGUUCCAUGUUCAUCCGCUGGCCCGGCUGCUCUCUAGGAAGCCAUGCUUGGAUCCUUAUAGCCAUGUUUCAGCUCGCCCUGGAUAUGCCCGCGUGCGAGUCCCUGGGCCCGGGCCCCGAGUUCCGGCUGCUGCCCCGGCUGCCCCACCGGCCGCCCCGCUUGUGGAGUUUUAAGAGCGGACAGCCCGCCCGGGUCCCAGCGCCCGUAUGGAGCCCCCGGCCGCCCCGCUUGGAGCGUGGUCACAGUCACGGGCAGAUGCUGAGUCCCCGGGCCCGACGGGCGCACAGACCCAGGGACCAGGUGGCCGCUCUGGGGCCCAAAGCGGGGCUGGCCAAGCCCCCAGCUGCUGCCAAAUCCAGCCCUUCCCUGGGCCCCUCCUCCUCCUCUGCGGGGGGCAGUGGAGCUCCCACGGACCAACAGGCCCUCCUGCGGCGGGGGAAGAGGCACCUGCAGGGCCCUGCUUUCAACAGCUUUGACUUCCAAGGCAGCAGGCCCACCACGGAGACGGAGUUCAUUGCCUGGGGGCCCACGGGGGAGGAGGAGGCCCCGGAAUCCAAUACAUUUCCAGGCGUUUAUGGCCCCACCACGGUCUCCAUCUUCCAAACACGGAAGACAGCUGCGGCCACCGCCACCGCCACCGCCACCACGGCCACCUCCGUGACACUGCAGACUCAGGGGCUCACCGAGCCCCUGGACCCCAGGAGUGGGAAACCGGUUGGGGUAAGCACAACGGAGCCUUCCACCAGUCCCAGCAGAGAGAGUGGCAAAGUCAGCAAGCCCCCGCGGGUUCUGGGGGAGACCUCAGGUUUGGCGGUCCAUCAGAUCAUCACCAUCACCGUCUCCCUCAUCAUGGUCAUAGCUGCUCUGAUUACAACUCUUGUCUUAAAAAACUGCUGCGCCCAGAGCGGGAACCCUCGUAGGAACAGCCACCAGCGGAAGGCAAACCAUCAGGAGGAGAGCUGCCAGAACCUGACGGAUUUCACGUCCGCCCGGGUGCCCAGCAGCCUGGACAUUUUCACGGCCUAUAACGAGACCCUCCAGUGUUCACACGAGUGUGUCCGGGCAUCUGUGCCCGUGUACACCGACGACACACUGCACCCAGCCGGGGAGUACAAAUCCACGUUUAACGGGAACCGACCCUCUUCUUCUGAUCGGCAUCUUAUUCCUGUGGCCUUUGUGUCUGAGAAAUGGUUUGAAAUCUCCUGCUGA